Messenger RNA from Phodopus roborovskii (desert hamster), 1849 nucleotides. It is a transcript of the gene Nsun6, whose product is annotated as NOP2/Sun RNA methyltransferase 6. Gene Ontology annotation, biological process: RNA methylation. The record is from RefSeq and is a predicted model, not a curated record. Gene Ontology annotation, molecular function: RNA binding; methyltransferase activity. Bases 93 to 1523 code for a protein of 476 amino acids. The transcript has 11 exons. NCBI's taxonomy places the organism in Eukaryota, Metazoa, Chordata, Mammalia, Rodentia, Cricetidae.
GAAAGAAAGGAAAAGAAAAGAAAAAAGAAAAAAACAAACAAAAUAACCCGCUUCCCAACAUUUUCUUGCACAACUUAAAACAGGAAAAAGAAAUGCCCAUUUUUCCUAAGAUAUCUUUGAGACCUGAAGUUGAAAACUAUCUCAAAGAGAGCUUUAUGAACAAAGAGGUUGUGUCUGCUUCAAGCAAACAAGAAGCAGAAAGGAAGUUUGAAGCUCUGCUGAUUCACCUGGCACACCCUCCGUCAUUCACAACUGUCAGAGUGAAUACACAUUUAGCAUCAGUUGAUUAUGUCAGAGGUCUGCUGCUUGAUGAGCUUCAGAAGCAGUUCAGUGGAUUCAGUGUUCCUGUUCUUCAGCAUCCAGCCCUCCCAGACGUCUUACUCAUUCCCGUGACUGGACCAAGAAGGAAUAUAGAAAAACAACAGCGUGAAGUGAUUGUUGGAGCACAGUGCGGCAAUGCAGUGUUGAGAGGGGCCCAUGUCUACGUUCCAGGAAUUGUGUCAGCUUCAAAAUUUAUGAAAGCUGGAGAUGUUAUUUCUGUAUAUUCUGAUAUUAAAGGGAAGUGUAAGAAAGGAGCCAAAGAAUUUGAUGGAACUAAAGUAUUUCUUGGAAAUGGAAUCUCCGAACUAAGCCGUAAAGAUAUCUUCAAUGGGAUACCUGCUCUGAAAGGUAUAGGCAUAAGAAUGACAGAACCCAUAUAUCUCAGCCCUUCAUUUGAUAAUGUUCUACCCAGUUACUUAUUUUUGCAGAAUUUGCCAUCUGCUGUUGUAGCUCAUGUUCUGAAUCCUCAACCUGGAGAGAAGAUCCUAGAUUUGUGUGCAGCACCUGGGGGCAAAACUACACAUAUUGCAGCACUGAUGCAGGACCAGGGUGAAGUAAUUGCACUGGACAAAAUAGUGAAUAAAGUGGAAAAAUUAAAGCAGAAUGCUUCAUUAUUAGGGCUUCAUUCUAUCAGGGCAUUUUGCUUCGACGCAACAAAGGCACUUAAACUUGAUGUGGUUGAUGGCCCAGAAGGGUCACCUCCAUUCUUACCAGAAUCGUUUGACCGAAUUCUCCUCGAUGCACCUUGCAGUGGAAUGGGACAAAGGCCAAAUAUGGCUUGUACUUGGACUUUGAAGGAAGUGACAUCAUAUCAGCCACUGCAGCGAAGACUCCUUAAUGUGGCUGUUAAGCUGCUGAAGCCAGGGGGAGUGCUGGUUUACAGCACAUGUACAAUAACUCUGGCAGAAAACGAAGAACAAGUUGCCUGGGCCCUCACAACAUUCCCCUGCCUUCAGCUUCAACCUCAGGAACCACAAAUUGGAGGAGAAGGAAUGGUGGGAGCUGGCCUGUCACAGGGACAAUUGAAACAGCUGCAGCGAUUUGACCCAUCUGUUGUGCCGCUGCAGGACAUGGACACUGACUGUCUCGGAGAUACCAAAGGAGAAGAUAUGAUCUGGCUGGCCAACAAGGAUUGUAUUGGCUUCUUUAUUGCAAAAUUUCUAAAAUGUAAAAGCACAGAAGAGAAGGUUUCUCGGAAAUGAAAAUUUGGAAUAUUGCAUGUUGCUUUUUCUUACAGCAAAGUGUUGUCAGGCCAAAGGAGGGAUGGUAUGUUUGCUCUGGGAAUAGGAAGAUGCAGACAAUUUCCCUGGGAUCAGUGGCACAGUGUGUAUAUGUGAUCCUGGAAAAGUGUGCGGGGGGUGCUGCUGGGAAAGCAUAAUCUGCCUUACAUGAUACAAAAGGAAAGGAAGAAUUCCCUGUGGGGUCUGGACUAUACUGUCAGUUUUAACUCAUUUUAACUCACAAACAUUAGUCUUUCUAAUGUGAAAAAAUAGUCUAAAGACAAAAGAAUAAAACUCUAACCCUUUCA